Molecule: messenger RNA, 579 nt
Organism: Suillus discolor
Lineage: Eukaryota; Fungi; Basidiomycota; Agaricomycetes; Boletales; Suillaceae
Exons: 3
Source: RefSeq, a predicted model, not a curated record
UUAUCAAAGUCUAUCACUCGUGUAUUACUCGUAAAAAUGAAAUGGAAUAGAGUGGGGCUCUGUGAAGCUAUUAUCAUUUAAGGUCUCCACCGCCUUGCCGAGCUCCAACUAGACGGUUAAACGAGACUGGUACAGAAAAUAGUAUGAGUAACUGUAUGUCUUGUCGAGUGAACGGACAAAAAACGGUGAAAAGUGGGCUUUUGACCUGAUUAAACUGCACGUCUUUCAGCUGACGUGCAUUUGAUUAUGGUUGGCUGGUCAAUGAACCGUGACAUUAUUUACCCCAAGAUCAAACACAGUGUUCUACGUAUUGCUCGAUCAACAACAGCACUAAUGAGAAUGCAGAAACACUCACUAGUGUGUCACUAUGUGAAAAUCGGCUGGUUCUCAGGGUGGGGGCUCGUCGGACGGUACGCACACGCUACCAUCGCAAGAAGCUUGGCUAUCGCAACAGUCACUGGCCUUUUUGCACCUAUCCUGAUUUGCGCUACAGGUUGGUCGCCUUGCUGCGACAGACAUUAUAGAUGCUGUCAAUGCAACAGUAAAGGCGAGGAAGAAGAAACGCAUUGUUUGUUUGAG